This is a messenger RNA of Amphibalanus amphitrite, 3964 nucleotides long. RefSeq names its product chitinase-3-like protein 1. Gene Ontology annotation, biological process: carbohydrate metabolic process; chitin catabolic process. NCBI's taxonomy places the organism in Eukaryota, Metazoa, Arthropoda, Thecostraca, Balanomorpha, Balanidae. The coding region runs from base 351 to 1598 and encodes 415 amino acids. Gene Ontology annotation, cellular component: extracellular region. Gene Ontology annotation, molecular function: chitinase activity; chitin binding. The record is from RefSeq and is a predicted model, not a curated record. The transcript has 4 exons.
AGUCACGGCGCCGCCGCGGCGUGCAGGCAGUGCCGUCCGCGGCUCAGUGCAGAGUGCACGGCCGGGCGCUCAGGGACGCCCGCCGUUCGCUGCAGUCCCGGUGCAGUAUCGGCCGGAGCGCCAGCCCCGGCGGGCGGACCGUGUCUCUCGCGGUGACCGGUGUUGAAUCACAUUUCUCUCAGUGGUGGAAGCGAGUAGGACUGUGUUUUUCUCAGUGUUUUGAGCGGGUCGAACCGUGCCUGGCUUCGAGCCUCUUUCGGUGACCGGAGCGGUUUAGGGCCGAGCCCGUCUCUUGGCGAAGGUAGGGGGUCGGACAGUCCCUCCCACGCCUCCCUAGCAGUCUAUGCGUCAUGGUCGGGCUCCGGAGGACAAUGCUCGCCCUGGCGGUGACGCAGCUGGCCCUGACCGCUGCUGAGGUCCGCCAACAGAGUGACGAGGCCGGUCCGGAGCUGAUCUGCUACUACGGCUCCUGGGCACGGCUCCGGGAAGGCGAUGGCCGCGUCACCAUCGACCAGCUGGACCCGUCCCUCUGCACCACUCUGGUGUUCGCCUUCGCCCGGCUGGACGACCGCCACUGGACGCUGCUACACUCGCUGCCCGACCGGCUCCUCUUCUACCGGCAGCUGACCGGGCUGCGCCGCCGUCACCCGCAGCUCCGCGUCGAGCUCGCCGUCGGCGGCUGGAACGACUCGCACAGUGCCGACUACGCCACGAUGGCCGCCAGCGGCGCCGGGCGCGCCGCGUUCGCCGCCAGCGCCGCCGCCGCGCUGGAGAUGUACGGCUUCGACGGCCUCCACCUGGACUGGGAGUUUCCAACGGGACAGCGGCAGCGGCGCGACUUCACGGCGCUGCUGGCGGAGCUGCGCGCCGCCCUGGAGCCGCACCGGUACAGACUCAGUGUGGCCGUGCCCGCCGGACCGUACCAGGCCCGCACUUCAUUCGAGAUGGGCGCCGUGGCGCGGCUGGCCGACCGGCUCCUGCUCAUGGCGUACGACCUCCACGGCGGGUGGACGCCGACCGCCGCCGACCACCACGCGCCGCUGCGGCCGCGCUCCACCGACUUCAGCGGUCUGGACGCCGAGACGGCGGUGCGUCUGUGGCGCUCGGCGGGCGCCUCCGCCCGGCAGAUCGUGCUGGGAGUGCCGCUGUACGGCCGCGGCUGGGUGGUGGAGGAGGUCGGACCGCCGCCACUGGAGGCCAAGGGGGUGGCGCCGCCCGGACCGCUCACCAAGGAGAGGGGCGUCCUCAGCUACCUGGAGAUCUGCUCCAAAGUACAACAACGCGGCUGGACGUCACAACAGCUGCUGGACGAGGGUCGGCCGUUCGGCUCGGCAGCCGUCGGCGACGGUCAGUGGUUCGGAUACGACGACGAGCACAUGGUCAGAGAGAAGGCCCGACUGGCCACGGAGCUCGGACUGGGGGGCGUGUUCGUCUGGGACAUCGCCCAGGACGACGUCAGGGGACUGUGCUCGCCGCGGCCCUUCACCCUGACCUCCAUCAUCAAGGAGACGUUGUCCAACCUGACGGAGCGAGCGGUGCCGGAGGAGAGGGCUCCCUCCGUCCCGCUGGCCUCUAACAGUCUCACAGAGACGAACUGAGAGAGGCAGAAGUGCUGCCGGAGAGGGCUCCCUCCGUCCCGAUGGAUUCCAACAGUCCAUCCAUUCUAACAGCCUCACAGAGACGCGCUGAGCCGGGUAGAACUCCCGCCGACCUUUACAGACAUUCUCAGCCCGCACUGGAAGCAUAGUGUCUCGUAUGUACUCAUCGUUAUCACAAAUACAACAUCACGCUUAGUUAGACUCCGGCCGUGUUUAUGUGUACUACUAUCGUUACUCAAGUCAAAUUGCAAGGCUCUAGCAUUCCGUGGCCCCCAGAAUCCACAAAAAUCCUGGCUGUGACGACUGCUGCAGCAGCAGUGAAACCCGGCGUCAGUCGAGUGUGGCGACCCUCCCACCCCAGUCGCUCUCCCGUCCCGGCGACCCUCCCGUCCCGGCCAGGAAAGUCGGUACUCGGCAGAUCAGUAGACUGGCAGUCGGCCCGUGACCGGCGACCAGUCGCCUGUUCAGUCUCUGUCAGCCAGCGACCCUCCGAUCGGACCCCGCAGUGAAAGGUGCCUAUCGGUUGGUUUGGUAAUCUGCAAACUGCAACCAUGGAACUGGUCGGCCGGGCGGGCAUUGAUCCAUCCCGAAAGCAUGGCCGUGUCUAUCGAAGAUUAACAAUCACAAUAUUCCAAGCUGAUUUUAAUCACACUGUGGUAACGACGGCUCAAAGAAUACGCGACCGAUUCAAUCUGAAAAGACGGUUCAGAGCUCAAACUAUAUGCGUAUAUUUGCCACAGCAGUAAAACAACCUCAGCUAACAGCGUAACAACUCAGCGCUGCCAUUGCACAAUGCUCAAAGCCGGCCCUCAGAGCCGCCAGAUUAUGCUGAAUUUAACACCGCAAACCCGCCAACCUACUCGCCGGGUCCCCUUGUGCAUAUGAUCGCGGAAGCCAAUCUCUAUCACCAAAGGAAUAAUGGAAGUCCGAUUGACUUGCACUAAUUUAACAAGUGAUAAUAUAUAAUAUAUCGUGUGGUAUAAAUAAAAACAACUCAGAUAACACACUAAUCUUAUUUAUAAAAUAAGCUAUUUAAAAAUAAGGCGAUUUGAUCAAAUCACAAGCGGAUCACUAAAAUAACGCAAGGCACACUCCCCACUCCAAAGCCAUAAAUAUCCACCUGAGACGAAGCGACGGGCCAGCCACCGUAAUAGAGCGCCCCCACCACCGGCCCCACACAGCACGCGCUGACCCCAGGUCAUGUCACGGGUCACCCACGGCCGUCCGUGCCGCCCGCCGGCCCGCACCAAACGGCCGAGACGGCACGGGCCCCUGGAUAAACACUGGACCCCGCGCACACACAAACUAGCGGUCCAGCAAUCAGCAGCCUGCUGGAACAGUGCCUACACACAAUGCACUUGCAUAUAAGGCUAAAUACUUCAAUAUCAGCAGCGAAUUCGUUGGCCCACAACCAUCCUAGUAAAGCUGGAAAUAAAGCCCGGACGCACCGGCGGCUGAGAAAAGCACCGACUCAGCGGAAUAAUACUUCAGCACCCCGCUGAGCUAAUUCAGCACAGACAGCCGUCCAUGAGCCCAACUGUGCGCUAAACUGGCGUUAAAUACAGCAGCAGCUGCUACAAUACUCUGAGCGAGACUCGGGACCCUGUCAGCUAGAUCACAGACCUAACGUGGACCCACACGAUCCUCUAACUCUUCUGCUAACCAAGGGCGUAACGACCUCCGGUCCCGAGCUCCUCUGGCCCUUCUAUCAGCCACCGGGCACGCUCACACGUCCGUCUCCUUCUCGGAUCGUGUCGGGAGGGCCGCAGCCGCGACCGGGGGCCGCUCGCCACCCGCCUCCGUAAAGUAGGACCUCAGUCUCAGACUAUCCUCAGUUAGCGGCCCGUUCGGGGCGCCUCCUCCCGCGCCGGCUCUGGGCUCCGGCAGUUUGGUCGUCUCCAGGAAUCGGUCCACGGCCGCGGCGGCAUCUCCGUCGGCGACGGGACGCCAGCCGCCGUUGGAAACGCCGUCAGAGCUGGGGAUAGUUCGCUCCGGAGACGAAGGUGCUGACGGCGAUGAAGGUGGAAGCGAUGCUGGAGUGAUAUUCGGUGACGAGGCUUCUGCCACCGGAGGUACGUUGUGUUCCGAUGAAGAUAUGAAAUACUCUGGUGGUGUUACUGUGUGCUCCAGUGACGCGAUCGGGUGGACUAGUGGCGAUACGCUGUGUUCCGGUGACGCUGAAUUUUGCUCGGAUGACGUCACUGAGUAUUCUGGUGACGUCACUGAGUGUGUUGGUGACGUCACUGAGUGUCCCGGUGACGCUGUUGCCGAUGAUACCACCGAGUGUCCUGGUGUUGGUACUGAGUGUCCAGAUGACGGCACCGUGUGCUCCAUGCUGUGCUCCGGUGAUACAUUCCCGUUAGUGC